Drosophila biarmipes is the source of this 801-nucleotide messenger RNA. RefSeq lists its product as uncharacterized. The coding region runs from base 83 to 523 and encodes 146 amino acids. Lineage: Eukaryota; Metazoa; Arthropoda; Insecta; Diptera; Drosophilidae. The transcript has 3 exons. The record is from RefSeq and is a predicted model, not a curated record.
CUGAGAAACAUUUCAGAUCGCCCAGUAAACUUCGUUCACAUCGUUAACUCACCGUUCCGAGCACACAGCGUUCGCAGUCCAAAUGGCAUGCAAAAAGAAGACCAAGUUGUGGGAAUCAAUGGCCAAGGAUGAGAUGAAGACCACCACACAGGCGAUGCUCGAGGAGGGCGCCAAGGGGCUGAGGACCAUUUCCACGCAGGAGAAAAAGCUGGUCAACUUUCAGUCAUUCAACAUGGAUGAUCCCCGCUAUGGAUCUUCAGAUUUGGAUGACAUUAUGGAACCGCCCAUGCUGUCCAGUUACACUCGGCAAUACUCCCAGCCAUAUCCGAAUCGUUGUAAGCCACUUGUUCCGAAAACCGAGUCUCCAGAUCCCUUAUUCAAUCGCAAGCCGAAAAACGAUUUUGAGUUCACAACGGGCCUGGAUUUUAAGUUCCUGGAUGAUCACAUGCACAACCUGUCCGAAACGCGCAAGAAAGUCAACUUCUUCAGGCAGUUGAGGAAUCAAUCUUUCCUGCUGUAUUAACAUGCAAUAUUCCGAGUUGAAAAGCCAAAUUAAAACAGCUAAUUAAUGCACACCACACCCCUCUGUGUGGGGCAUAAACAAUUUGUUACAAUUUGACCCCUUCAACGGCGGAGUCACGCAACAUGGCUCUUAUUUUAAAAGCUCUCAAUUGUGCCAUGAUUAUAAAUUACCCCCUCAUUGUGUCCCGAGAAAAAUGCGUCAAUUGCAUUUUCCGUUGGCCCCAUCGUUUUCAAUAGAAAUCAAUUAAUUUUGCAUAAAUAAACCCGAUUGUCAGCGUG